UGGGUGACAUUUGGUUCUCAGAUAUCAGAUGAGAUGGCAGAGAGUGUGUUGACGUUAGCAUACGACAGUGGAGUGAACCUGUUUGACACGGCUGAGAUUUACGCUUCAGGCAGGGCAGAGACGACUUUGGGAAACAUCCUGAAGAAGAAAGGAUGGAGGAGGUCCAGCUACGUGGUAACCACCAAGAUCUACUGGGGAGGACAGGCGGAGACAGAACGAGGAUUGUCCCGUAAACACAUCAUUGAAGGUCUGCGUGGCUCCCUCUGCAGGUUACAGCUGGACUACGUUGAUGUAGUCUUCGCCAACCGGAACGAUAUCAACACGCCAAUGGAGGAAAUUGUCCGUGCAAUGACUUUUGUCAUUGACCAGGGGUUAGCCAUCUACUGGGGAACGUCACGUUGGAAUGCUGUGGAAAUCAUGGAAGCCUACUCUGUAGCAAGACAGUUUAACUUGAUUCCUCCAGUGUGUGAACAGGCAGAGUAUCAUUAUUUCCAGAGAGAGAAGGUGGAACUGCAGCUGCCAGAACUCUACCACAAGAUAGGUGUUGGAGCAAUGACCUGGUCUCCGUUAGCUUGUGGUCUGCUUACGGGAAAAUACAACGAGGGUGUUCCAGAAAGCUCAAGGGCCACCAUGACGGGAUAUUCAUGGCUGAAGGAGCGUCUCUUCAGCGAAGACGGCAAGAAGCAGCUGAGUAAAAUCAAAGAUCUUCUCCUGCUGGCUGUCAGACUGAACUGCACACCUGCUCAGCUCGCCAUAGCGUGGUGUCUCCGUAGUGAAGGCGUCAGCUCAGUUCUUCUCGGAGUCUCCAACACAGAGCAGCUGCUGGAGAAUCUGGGUGCUCUCAGGGUUUUGUGUCAGUUGACUCCGCCCCUCAUCACAGAGAUGGAUGAGUUACUUGGUAACAAGCCACGGAACCUUAAGAAGGAGGUGCGCAGUUAAGGUCAAAUGUCCAACACUGUACACAUGAGAAAAAGAUGGCUGCCUCAUUAUCAUAAAGACUUGGGCUCCACCGUCACUGUCCAAAAAAAACAGAGACUAUAUUUUUAUUUUUUUGGCAUUACUGACCACAGACCCAAUCAAUACCAAGGUGUGUAUUCAACAAUCAAUAAUUAUUUGUCAAUACUGACCAAUACAGACUGAUCUAAAGGUGAAGUAACACUGUUGAAAUAACUGCACAAUUGUAAGUUACUGUUCAAUGUAUGAAUGAAGUUAGUUAUUAACAUGUUUAUUUAUUUACUUAUACAACUUCUAAUUUCUCAGUUUAAAAGCACAUUUAUUUCAAGUAGAUUAAUUAAAUAAUUUAAAUAAAAUGUGACUUAUUUCAACAAAUGCUCCAAACAGAUUAAAAUUGAUUGAAUUGAAUAUAAAAAAAAAUUGAUUUUGAACUGAUUUUAUUUUUAGAUAUCUCGGCAGAACCAACACUGUGACACACUUUACCACCAAAUUGUAGUUACAGUAAUGUAAAGAAAAAUACAGACAUUUGUAUAUUUUCUGAUUGUAGCAGCCAUAGAUUAUUUAAAAUCCAUCAUCCACUACAGAUAAUCUAUAUAAAAAAAAACAAAAUAAUUUAAAAAAAUCAAUAAAUGUCAGAUUUCAAUCAAGAUAAAAAAAAUAACAAUCACAAUAAUAAGAUGCCACUCUGAUGAUGUGUUUCCAUAAACACAAAGUGACCUUUAUUGGUCACAUGAUUUGAUUGACUCUAGUCACAAAUUGACUUGACUUGAUUUUUUUUUCAUUCCUUUAUGUAGUACACAAAAACAAAAAAAUGUAUAAACCAUCACCUGAAAGUACGAUGUAUGUCCACCAGGGGGAGCAGAGAUGCAUUUACUGUUGACACUGGUAAGCAUAUAUAAUAAUUAAAUUUAUCUAAAAGGUAAACUGUUAAAAAAAAGCUGUAGUCACAAAUUAUAGGUAGCUAAAGAUUAGCCAAAUAUAAAUUGAAAUGCAUAGAUCACACCAUACAUGUUAGUCAAGAAAGUUUACAUGAAUAGUUGAAUACAAUUGUUUGUGAAAUACAUAACAUUUAAAUGAAAGAUAGGGAAAAUAUUUAGCCAGUAGAAUAAACCUAACCAAAAAUAUAGAGGAAAAAAACACCUUAACCAAAGGAUAGACAUUACCAUAGAAAUGGUCAAAUAUUAGCAAAUAAUCUAGGAAAAAUAUUUACAAUGAAUUACUAAAUCACAAAAAUAGUAAAUAAACAAGAUUUGUAAGAAAACAAAAAGAAAGCCUGUAAAUUUAAAAAGUGAAUCAAACCAUACCAUAAAAGCAAAAAUAAGCCAGAAUAAGCUACGACCCAAAGAUAUAUGACUUAUAUAUAAAUAAAAAAUAGUAAAAAGGCUUUUGGAAAUAGUCAGACAAUAGUAAUAAUGAUCACUGAAAAAAAGUAGGUAAGAAAGAGUGAGAUAGCUAAAGAAACAUUUCUAAAACAUCAUAAUAAAGUCCGACUGUAAAUAUUAUGAAGGUAACCAAAAGUAGGUGGCAAAAAGGUUCAGACUUAGAAGAAAAGUUGACAAAAGUAAACCCAAGACUAGCUAAAGUUAAAUAAAAUAUCAAAAGCAUAUUUGAUUCAGAUUUUUUUUACUUUUUAGAUACAGUAAAUCUGAUUCUUGUAUCCAUAACUUUUAUUUUGGCCCAUCCAAGGACCAUAGUUGGUCCAUGUUCUAGAUGUUGGACACAUGUGCUUUUAAGAAUAGAUUUGUUGUGUUGUAUAGAGUUUAUUCUGAGAAAAACACAUUAUU
Cynoglossus semilaevis (tongue sole) is the source of this 2738-nucleotide messenger RNA. RefSeq names its product voltage-gated potassium channel subunit beta-3. Gene Ontology annotation, cellular component: membrane; voltage-gated potassium channel complex; cytoplasm. Gene Ontology annotation, molecular function: potassium channel regulator activity; transmembrane transporter binding; voltage-gated potassium channel activity. The record is from RefSeq and is a predicted model, not a curated record. Bases 34 to 939 code for a protein of 301 amino acids. The transcript has 12 exons. Gene Ontology annotation, biological process: regulation of potassium ion transmembrane transport; transmembrane transport; potassium ion transport. Lineage: Eukaryota; Metazoa; Chordata; Actinopteri; Pleuronectiformes; Cynoglossidae.